Messenger RNA from Mesitornis unicolor (brown roatelo), 273 nucleotides. RefSeq names its product family with sequence similarity 32, member A (gene FAM32A). NCBI's taxonomy places the organism in Eukaryota, Metazoa, Chordata, Aves, Mesitornithiformes, Mesitornithidae. The transcript is spliced from 4 exons. Gene Ontology annotation, cellular component: nucleolus. Bases 1 to 273 code for a protein of 90 amino acids. The record is from RefSeq and is a predicted model, not a curated record.
AUGAGGUUCAGGAAGAAGAAGAAGGCGAAGGACAAGGCUCAGAUCCUGGAGCAGAUCGUGAGCAGCAAGAAGCAGGAGGAGGAGAAGAAGCGCGGCCUGGACAAGCGGACCCCGGCGCAAGGGGCCUACGAGAAGAUGCAGGAGAAGCGGCAAAUGGAGAGGAUCCUGAAGAAAGCGUCUAAAACCCAUAAGCAGCGAGUGGAGGACUUCAACAGGCACUUGGAUACCCUGACUGAGCAUUACGACAUUCCUAAAGUCAGCUGGACAAAGUGA